AUGCAAAGGCAUUCACUCGGUCGACGAUCGGGUUGUGCUGUCUUUUUAAUCAUUACCAAUAUUCUCAAUUACAUCGAUCGUUUCACUCUACCAAGUGUACUCACCGAUGUGCAAAAGUAUUUCUCAUUGGGAGAUACUGGUGGCGGUCUUUUACAAACAAUUUUCAUCAUUUUCUUUAUGAUUGCCAGUGCAUUUGGGCAUUUAGGAGAUCGAUACAAUCGUAAAUCAAUAAUGCUGAUUGGGAUUAGUUUAUGGAGUAUUUCACUCUUUGCUUCAUCCUUUAUUCCGAGCACGAUGUUUUGGCUUUUCGUAGUUCUCCGUGGAAUUGUGGGCAUUGGAAUGGCGGCUUUUAGUUGCAUCUCUUUAUCAGUGAUUGCUGAUCUAUUCUCGAGUACAACUCGUUCGAUGAUCUAUAUGAUCUUUUGCUUUGCUGUUCCACUUGGAGCUGGAGUUGGAUAUAUGAUUGGGUCAGCUUUGGCGUCAUAUUUUAAUCAAUGGCAAUAUGCGAUCCGCUUGACGCCAGCUAUUGGCACAAUAUUUGUGAUUGUCGGCUUUCUGCUUCUCGUGGAUCCAGAGCGAGGCGCUAACGAGUUCGAAGAAAUUAAUGGGAAAAUAGAUCGAAGUCCAAGAGCCACUUUUUGGACUCUAAUCACAAAUUUCACAUUUGUCCUCUCUACAAUGGGGUAUACUGGAAUGGUUUUCGUGGCUGGGACAACCGCUUGGUGGCUACCUACAGCAGUUUUGCAUUCUGAAGCAGCUCGCUUGAAUCACACCACAACAGAUGAUUUAUCAUCGGAACAUCGAGAUCAAGUAAAUAUGACAUUCGGCUCGAUUUCUUGCCUUGGAGGACUUGUUGGUGUUGUCAUUGGAUCGCUGCUAUCGGAGGCACUUCGACGAGGAACGCUGAAGAUCAUUCCCCCAAUGCGACAAUCAGAUCCAUUUGUGUGCUUUUUGGGUGCAAGUCUUUCAGCCGGAGCUUUUAUCAUGGCUUUUUACUAUAUGGCAAUGGAUUUAUAUAAGUGUUAUUUGUUUCUCUUGAUCGCUGUCACUGGUCUUUCUUUCAAUUGGGCUAUUAUUGUGACGCUGACCUACUCCGUGGUAGCACCUUACAGACGUAACGCUGCUUCAUCAUGGCAAAUCUUCUUCUCGCACGCUUUUGGUGACUCAUGUGGCCCGUAUAUUAUUGGAAUGGCAUCCGACUAUCUACCUUUUCUCUUUCUAGCUGCCUCUUUUACAAUUAAUAAUGAUAUGGAAAAAUGCAAAAUGGAAACAGAGCACAAAGCCAAUGUGAUUGAUGUGAAAAUGGAGGAAACGAAAGCAAUGAUUGAACAGAAA
Mesorhabditis belari is the source of this 1335-nucleotide messenger RNA. The record is from the annotation of a GenBank genome assembly. Lineage: Eukaryota; Metazoa; Nematoda; Chromadorea; Rhabditida; Rhabditidae.